AUGCCGAAUGUUUUGGAAACACGUCUUGACAUUAAAUUGUUGAUGAGCUAUAAUCUCAUGAACGACCAUAUGAUCGCAAAUCUUGUCAAUGAACGAAAAACGUUUAUCCGGAAAACCGCAACCAAAGAGAUUACCAAAGAAGAGUGUCUGAAACUACUCGCACUCGAAUUGAACGUAAUGGCCAUUUGCAGUUCAGCAAUCGAUAAAUAUCACAUUCCCAGAUCAUGGUUCAUUGAUGAGAGCGUCGGUAUCAUGAAACUGUUGUGCAAUCGAAUUGAUCACUUGUACUUCAGUAUGUUUCAAAUGUUUUCUAUUGGAUGUGUGUUAUUGGUAGAGUACAUGGAAUUUCAAUCGAAAUACAAAAAGUUUAUAACCAAUGAAAUCCAUCCGCUAAUCGUAUUAAUGUCGAAAAAAAAAUGCGAACCUCAAAUGUAUAUAGCUGCAGCUACGUUUGAAUAUGAAAAACAAAAUAUCCAGAUGGCUAGGCGAUACUUUGAAGAAGGAAUUAUAAAACACAUAAAUAAUAAAACUCUUUAUUUAGAACAAUUGUGGAUUGAAGUGAUGUACUUGGGUGAUGUAGGAGGCGGUCAUUUGAAUGAAAUGAAAGCAAUUCAAAUUUAUAAAAAUACAAUAAAACAUUUCGAAAAUGACAUGGAAUUUCAUAUCUUAUUGUUGGACAGAUCUAUAGAAGUAAAACCCUUAUGGAGACUACAACACGAAAUUGUCUGUGAUUUGAUGGAGAUAUACAAACUAAGUGAUGUUAUGUGGCAUAAAGUUGCUACAUUGUGCGCCGACGGAUUCAUCUUCGACCAAAAUAAUAAUAGCUUCUUCGGAUACGUCAAAGACUUCCAAAAAAGAGCGAGGUGUUGUAUUCUAACAUACAAUGAAGGAUUGAAAAAUGUAUUAAACGUCACAAGAAAACGCAACUUGAUGAAAUUGCUUACUGAAUAUAUAAUAAAACUUUGGAAAUGUAAUAACGGUAUUAGAAAUUCGGAAAUCAAUACUCUCGUGAAAAGGGAAAUGAAAAAGGCAUUCCAGGUGGGCCACUUUCACCUUGGAGGUCUACACAAACCAGAAUAUUACGUUUAUUGGGCGGUACUUUGUCAAGAUAAUCGUCCUGAAAUUUUACAAUUGGCGAUCGAUUACAACAAAGAAAACGUUCGCGUGUGGGCUGAAGUAUUAGAAUACUAUGUCAUACAUUUCGAGAGUUAUACAACAUUAAAAAAGAUUUUUGACGUCGGCUAUCAGGCAUUGGGAAACAAGUCAUUACUGUUAUGGGAAAUUACGGAUUCAGUUUUACAACAGUACUGCGACGUCACACUGCUCGGGAAGUUUUAUGAAGAGGGCGCCAAGAGUCCCUACCCAGAGAUCAGCAAUGUGUACAAAGUCGACUACCUUGAAUGGAUCCACAUGUACGAUGGCAUAUCCUCUGCUCGAAAACUGUUCGACCAAUUGAAAAACUUAGAACCGCAGAACAAAAAGCUGUACACGGACAUGAUCGAGUACGAGAAACUGCAACAACCGAUCAACGUCAGCAACAUAAGAAACCUGUACAACGUCGCGUGCUCGAAAUUUUGCCGCCAAGGCACUGAAGUCACUUUAUGGUCAAAAUGCAUUGAGUUCGAGUUAACAUACAUUGGGAGAGCCACCGCCGAAAAAAUCUAUAAGAUGGCGUUGCAGAUUGUCAAGCCACACUUGAGGACUGAUUUGAAACGCAAUUACAAGACAAUAAAUGAAAUUCACAGCAAACGCACCGUUACUAUCGACCCAGUUGUUAUUGAAAUUUCAGACGAUGAUGAAUAGGCACCAGAAUCUAGGAAAACAACGAC
This is a messenger RNA of Metopolophium dirhodum (rose-grain aphid), 1829 nucleotides long. RefSeq names its product U3 small nucleolar RNA-associated protein 6 homolog. The coding region runs from base 1 to 1803 and encodes 600 amino acids. The record is from RefSeq and is a predicted model, not a curated record. Gene Ontology annotation, molecular function: snoRNA binding; protein binding. The transcript is spliced from 10 exons. Gene Ontology annotation, cellular component: small-subunit processome; Pwp2p-containing subcomplex of 90S preribosome. NCBI's taxonomy places the organism in Eukaryota, Metazoa, Arthropoda, Insecta, Hemiptera, Aphididae. Gene Ontology annotation, biological process: maturation of SSU-rRNA from tricistronic rRNA transcript (SSU-rRNA, 5.8S rRNA, LSU-rRNA).